GCAGCCUGGCACUUCCUGGUUUGUUUCCUGAGCUGCUGGAUCGAAACCAGACGCCCAAAUUCACAAUGCAUCUUUCAAGGGUUGGGAUUUAUAUGAAGAGGAGAAAGCGGGGCUGUUCUCAAGCUUGAAUAUUAUUGUCUUCCUCCAUCUGGCCGCCGCUCUCUCUCCGCCUCCUCAGACUGGUGCUCAUUUCCUCUCCCUUCACCACCAUGCUGUGUUGGGGGAAUGCCAAGGAUGGGCAGUUGGGUAUCGGCGCGGAGAGGAACCCAGUGUUUGAGCCAAGGAACUGUCAUGUGUUCAGUGGAAGAGGAUUGAAAGAGGUCGCCUGUGGGGGGCAACACUCGCUGUUCCUGCUGAAUGAUGGCAGCGUGUACACAUGUGGCUCUAACAGCUGUGGACAGCUGGGCCACGACAAAGUGGGGAUGUCCCCAGAGCUGGUCGGGGCUCUGGACACCCAGAAGAUAACUAUGGUGUCGUGCGGUCGGGACCAUUCGAUGGCGGUGAACGAGCAGGGUCAGGUGUUUGCCUGGGGAGCUGGGGACGGCGGACAGCUCGGCCUGGGGGCUGCAGAGGCGGCCGUUCGAAUCCCAAGGUUGGUCAAAAGACUGUGCGACCAUCGCAUCUCCCAAGUAAUGUGUGGGAACCAGCACUGCAUCGCACUUUCUAGAGAUGGCCAGCUGUUCACGUGGGGCCAGAACACCAGCGGCCAGCUCGGCCUGGGGAAAGGAGAGCCCAGCAAACUGUUCCCUCAUCCUCUGAAGUCUCUGGCGGGGAUUCCUCUGGCGCAGAUAACGGCUGGAGGAGACCACAGCUUCGCGCUGUCUUUGUCCGGAGCCGUGUUCGGCUGGGGCAAAAACAGAGCUGGGCAACUGGGCCUCAAUGAUAAACAAGAUCGCGCCGUCCCGUGCCACAUCAAAUUUUUGAGAUCUCAAAAAGUAGUUUACAUCAGCUGUGGAGAUGAACACACAGCGGCCCUCACAAAGGAUGGCGGCUUGUUUACCUUUGGUGAUGGUUCGUGGGGUCAGCUGGGUCACGGCUCCACCAAUAAUGAACUUUUACCCAGACGAGUGCUGGAGCUCAUGGGUACAGAGGUCUCCCAGAUCACCUGUGGCAGGCACCACACGUUGGCGUUUGUACCUUCCUCUGGUGUGGUGUAUGCGUUUGGCUGUAACAGCCACGGUCAGCUGGGCACAGGAAUACUGGGAGACGCCAGGAGCCCGUUUCCCGUCAAGGCCGGUUUCCUGACAGGACACUUCCUCAGAAAAGAAACAAAACAAUAUACGGUGAUCAGAAUCAUCUGUGGAGGAGACCAUAGUUUCUUAUUGUACUCAAAUGAGCAGAGUUCAGUCGCCCCAGAAGACUUCAGAGUGAUCAAUAUCGGUAAAAGCUUGUCCCCAAUCAAUUAUGAAAGGUUAAACUCCUGGAGGUUGAAACUGAUGUACAACACAGACUCUACUGUCACUAACGAUAUCGUAAUUCAGCUCUCCUCGGCGGCUUGUUGGAACGCCAGCUUCUUGGACCAAAGUGAUGAUACGCACUUCAAAACCAACCCAAAGAUCCCUGGCAUCGACCUGAACUCUGUCAGGAUGUUGUUUGAGACUCUCAGCAAACCGGCCUACUCUGGACUCCUGGAGCAGGCGACAAAGAGUUUCGAGAGUCUGUUGAUCCCCCAGCUGCCACGCUCCCCUCCAGAUGUCGAAGCCAUGAGGAUCUACCUCAUCUUGUCUGAGUACCCCGCCCUGCAGGACUCCAAGAACUACAUCCGCCUCACUAUACCCCUGGCGAUGGCCAUUCUCCGGCUAGACGCCAACCCCAGCAAAGUAUUGGACAACUGGUGGUGUUUUGUGGACGGCGGCGUGUUCACCAGGAUGGUCGACAUGUACAAGAGUAUUGUUGUGUUUAUGUUAACUGGAGGAAAGACUCUGCUCGUUCCCGUGUUCUAUGAAAACUAUUUUGUCGCCACGCUACAGCUGCUGGAGAAACUCCACAAGGUAAACCUGAAGGCUCACCAUGUGGAGUACAAUCGCUUUUAUAUUCCUGACAUCUCCAGCCUGGUGGACAUCCAGGAAGACUACCUCAAAUGGUUUCUGAGUAAAGCUGAAAUUAAAAUGGGAUCAUCCCCUUCACAGAGUGACUUUCCCUCAGUGAACCUAUGUGCCUAUCCGUUCAUCCUGAACGCCCAAGCCAAGACAACCAUGCUGCAAACAGAUGCUGAGCUGCAAAUGCAGAUGGCAGUAAGCGGUGCAAACCUGCACAACGUCUUUAUGCUGCUCACACUGGAACCCCACCUCGCUAGGAACCCUUACCUGGUGCUCCACGUACGCAGGAACCAUUUAGUGAGCGACACUCUUCGUGAGCUCACCAUGUACUCUGACGUGGACCUCAAGAAGCCUCUCAAGGUGAUCUUUGAUGGUGAGGAGGCCGUAGACGCGGGCGGAGUCACUAAAGAGUUUUUCCUGCUGCUGUUAAAGGAGCUGAUGGAUCCUGUGUAUGGGAUGUUCACGCAUUACAAUGACUCCAACCUGCUGUGGUUCUCAGACAAAUGCUUUGUGGAGGAGAACUGGUUUCACCUGAUUGGGAUCAUCUGCGGUCUGGCCAUCUAUAACUCCACAGUGGUGGACCUCCACUUCCCCCUGGCUCUCUACAAGAAGCUGCUGGACGUCUUACCCACACUGGACGACUUCAAAGAGCUCUCACCCACUGAGGCCAGGAGUCUACAACAACUUUUAGACUAUGAAGGCAGUGAUGUGGAGGAGACAUUUCUUCUCAACUUUGCUAUCACCAGGGAAAACUACGGGAUGACAGAAGUGAAGGAGCUGAUCCCGGGAGGAGAGAGCGUCAAUGUGGACCAAAACAACAGGAAGGAGUUUGUGGAGGCGUACCUGCGCUACGUGUUCUCAGACUCGGUCGACGAGCAGUAUGCGGCCUUCUCCUCUGGUUUCCUGAAGGUGUGUGGAGGGGAGAUCCUGUCUCUGUUUCAGCCCUCCGAGCUGAUGGCCAUGGUCGUCGGCAACAACAACUACAACUGGGAGGAGAUGGAGAAGAAUGCCGUUUACAAAGGCGAAUACACGGCCACUCACCCAACAGUCAGAUUGUUCUGGGAGGUUUUCCACGAGUUCCCACUGGAGAAGAAGAAGCAGUUCUUAUUGUUCCUGACCGGCAGCGACCGCAUCCCCAUCCACGGCAUGGAGAGCCUGCGCAUCGUCAUCCAGUCCACCACCGCAGAGGAGCACUACCUGCCGGUGGCUCACACCUGCUACAACCUGCUGGACAUGCCCCGCUACCAGACCAAAGAGAUCCUACGCCGCCGUCUCACUCAGGCUGUGGAGCAGUACGAGGGCUUCAGUCUGGUCUAAGGGGAGUCCCAGAGGGAAUUUAAUGCACUUUAACAGCAAUACGCCCGCAUGUGAGUGUCAAAAGAGUUUAAAUGGACACACAGGAAGGUCGCACUCUUUAUACGCUCUUACAAGAUUGUUAAGCAUCUUGAACAUGAAAGGUCUAUGUAUGUAAAUACAGAGUAUUUCUGUUUUUAUUGCUUCGGGCAAAGUUUCUCAACCUUUCAGGACCAUUUGGAGGAGAUCAGUUCAUAGGUGGAUAUGUGUGGAUACGUGUUUGAUAUAUGUGACAACAUUUAAAUAAAACUAGAAUACAUGCUGAACGUACGUUGCAUGGUGACCUGAAAUCAUAGAAAUUUGAGACCUAAAAUCAGGAACAGGAGGAGGUUGAGAAACUCUGGACUUUCGGCUGUUUGUGUCGUUUUAUUUUUGUUCCUUUUUUGCAAAGCUGUGUAUUUUAUAUUCCUUAAAUUCUAUUUUUCACCUUUGAAGGCUUAUGUUCCUACCUUGAGACAAUAUAUUUCCUUUUUGUUACUUUUAAUUUAUUAAAUAGAGUGGUUAUUUUUGGACGAAUAAACGUGUACAUAUACGUGUGUAAAUAGCACUUUGAAUAUAAUCUUUCCCGUCGAUGCUGGGAGCAGUGUUAGUCCUGCUGAUCCUUUUAAAUCUGGACACCAGCUUGUCCUCGCUGCCUGAUUUUAAAAUGUUAUCUGGCAGGCUGAGGGCUGCGGGGUGAAAAUAUUAUUUGCAAUCACUCAUUCCUGUUUAGCUGUGGAUCACAGAGCAGCUGACUUUUGUCUUGAACCUGCAUUCAACAGUGUUGCCUUCUACAGCUAAACCUACUACGAGGCUGACCUUUAAAGUUGAUUUUUACUGGAUGUUGUCUGUGUGCAUGAUCUUGAGUGAAAGCAAAAAUCCAACAGGUCAUUAAAUAGUUGGACAUUUUGGGGUAUUACAUUAUUCGCUUUCUUCCAGAGUUAGGUGAGAAGAUGGAACCAGUUUUCAUGUGUGAGACAACAAGUAGCCGCUUAGCUUAGCUUAGCUUAGCUUAGCCUAGCUUAGACUUCGAACCAACAAAAUCAGCCUUCACGCAUCACUGAAAUCACAAAUUAAUAGAUUUUUGUUUGGUUUCCCCUGGACAGAAAAUAAAAUAAAUUAAAAAAAAAAAUUACAUUUGGCUGUUUCUGAUAUUU
This is a messenger RNA of Mugil cephalus (flathead mullet), 4528 nucleotides long. It is a transcript of the gene herc3, whose product is annotated as HECT and RLD domain containing E3 ubiquitin protein ligase 3. Gene Ontology annotation, cellular component: cytosol. NCBI's taxonomy places the organism in Eukaryota, Metazoa, Chordata, Actinopteri, Mugiliformes, Mugilidae. The coding region runs from base 210 to 3356 and encodes 1048 amino acids. Gene Ontology annotation, biological process: protein ubiquitination; ubiquitin-dependent protein catabolic process. The record is from RefSeq and is a predicted model, not a curated record. The transcript is spliced from 25 exons. Gene Ontology annotation, molecular function: ubiquitin protein ligase activity.